Molecule: messenger RNA, 1782 nt
Organism: Hypoxylon trugodes
Lineage: Eukaryota; Fungi; Ascomycota; Sordariomycetes; Xylariales; Hypoxylaceae
Product: zf-DHHC-domain-containing protein
Exons: 3
Coding region: 102-1373 (423 amino acids)
Biological process (GO): peptidyl-L-cysteine S-palmitoylation; protein targeting to membrane
Cellular component (GO): endoplasmic reticulum; Golgi apparatus
Molecular function (GO): protein-cysteine S-palmitoyltransferase activity
Source: RefSeq, a predicted model, not a curated record
CUCUCUCUCUCUAUUUAGCCCGGAACUACCGGUCACUGCCGCUUACACCAUAGGGAGAGAAAGCAAGAGAGGGGGGGUUCUGUCAACAGGAUGCGUAGGAGAUGCCCGUCAUUGAAAGCACUAGACCUGCGACGCGCUGGACUACACGCAUCAUACCCUUGAUUCUCAUCGCCUCUGUGAGCUAUGCUACUUACGCUCUCGUCGGGCGAGCGUGCUCGAGGUUUCUCAUCAAUCAGCGAGGCGAAGUUGGCACGGCCAUAGCCAUCCUAGUUCUAUACUUCCUGUUUCUCCUGUUGAUGGUAUCGACCUAUCUUAGAGCCGUCACGACCGUCCUACUCGAUCCCGGUAUUUCUCCUCUCGGACCACAAGCAAUACAACGGAGGGAAAGGGCAAAAGAAAGGCGAAAGCAAGGGAAUAGGGGUAGCGAUAUCGAGAGUCAACGUUACUAUGGCAGUCCCGACCCCGAUCCAGACAGUCCUGGUUUAGAGCAAUUCUAUACCAAGGAUGUCUUCGUUUGUGAGAACGACGGUCGGCCGAAAUGGUGUUCCGAAUGUUCGAAUUGGAAAGCGGACCGCGCCCAUCACAGUAGCGAGAUCGAUCGCUGUGUGUAUCGCAUGGACCACUACUGUCCGUGGGUUGGCGGCAUGAUAGGGGAGAACUCUUUCAAGUUCUUCGUGCAGUUUACCACGUAUACUGCUUGCUAUUGCGCUCUUGUUCUGGGCGCCGUAGCUUCGAGUCUUCGCAAACAAGUUAAUGAGGGAUCAUCCAUUGACCCCCACUUUAUACCUGCCAUUGUCUUGGCUGCAUUUUUCGGGCUCUUCACCUUUCUAAUGACUGUAACGUCAAUGCGAUACAUAUCCCUCAACAUGACUAAUGUCGAUAUGCUGGGAUCUCGGUCCAAGGUCUAUCAAUUAGCCGUUCGCGUACCUCGCGGUACCCAAUCCACGGAUAAGUUCAAUGUGGUCACUUAUCCUCUCUCCAAGCCAAAUCCACUCCCAAAUGGAUGGUAUAAUGGAAUGACGAGGACUAUAUCGAUUAGGAGUAAUGGCUCGGAACCACAACCGAACCCUCUUCCAUUUGCUCGAGACGACUUGGCUACUCGUACUUUUGCUAUCCUUAAGACGGCGCCUGGGGAGAAUCCAUGGGAUCUCGGGAUGUGGCGAAACUGGAAAACUGUGAUGGGAACUAACGUUUUCGAUUGGAUCCUUCCGAUUCGAAGGUCACCUUGUGUGAACCACGAGAGUUACGAUGGUUUCUAUCCCAUGGGUUAUGUGCUAGAUAAUAUCCUAGCUCGUUACAACCUUACUGAUAUCGCGAUGAAAGACAGCUCAGGAGUUGAGAUGAAGGAGCUUGGGAGAGAAAAUAGGUCUUAGACUCACGUGCGCAAUACAAUUGAUACCCCUUUGCCCCCUUUUAGACAUUAGAGUUCCGGGGGAAGCUCUUGCGAUGGAUUUCGGGAUCCUGAGUUAUGGUAUUUUGUUAUUCAUAGUUUUAAUAGUGAUAGCAUGCGUUAUGAAUUCUUCCUGUAAUCGAUAAUACAUGGUCCGAAUAAGGAGACGGAUACAUAAUGAAUAAGCCUAAUGUAAUCGGUGUGCCAACUACUAAAUAGAUACGAGCACGGACCCUACAAACAAGUAUGGAUGACGAGGUGGCACUGCAAUAUAUUCCCGAUUAGAUAACUCAUGAAGGCAUUGAGGACGCGGAGCUACCCCUUUUCGGCUUCGCGGCGGUGAGCUAAAUGAGGUGUCAAAUCUGGGGUUCAGAUUUGAUCAUUUUUUCCCU